AUAUUGCGUGAAUUUACUUUGCUUUUUAGCAUUUGUUUAGUCGUUGUGUGAAAGAAUAGCUAGGCAGGCUCUGUGUGCAGCACCAUCUCACAGUGCUACAUGUACAUGACCUUGGUAACUUUCCCAUGAACCAGUCAACCAGGAAGUACAUGUACAAGUUUGACAAAUUUCCCGCUAUGAGCUGCUAAUCGUUGGGCCGCCUACUUGCAUCCUGCAUCAUUCCAGAAAGUACUACCGUCACGAUUACACAACAAUUUCAUUGCAGAAAGUGACCUCAAAAUCUAUGAAUUGAGGUGCGUUUAGACACUGUAUCUAUCAUCAUAAACUGUUUUCCCAGCAGCAGCUACUGAGUGAAUUGCCUGAUAACCGAACCACCAGCUCAGCAUUGUCGCGACAACUUUCCUUCAGGCAAAGUUUGCAGACGGCAGCUAUGAUCAUUUGAAUAACAAUAAGACAUCCAAUGGAUAAAACUGACACUGUGCACAUCUCAUUUGAAGAAGGACAGCAGCCUCCUAGCAACGACAUGGAUGCCGAUCUCCAUGACAAUGCCCGCUCCUCCUUCAUCUCCAGCUCCUCGGGGACGUCGGGAACAUCCGACGAGUCGAUCAACUACCGAGACUCUGUUAUCUCGUACACCUCCAUUGACUCCAUGGACAGGCAAUCAAUUGCUUCAGAAGCUGGUGGCCUGUCUCGCAUUAAUUCCACACGCUCAAUGCCCCCGGAAAGGACCCACAAUGAUUCGGAUGGAUCCGAAGACGGCCAUAUGCUCAUAAAGAACGUUGUAAGGAAAACCCUGACUCGCAAGACGGCCAUAAGAAGAACACACACUCUUACGCCGAACUCCUCGCCGAAAGUCAAGGACCGCAGGAAUCGUUCCAUCUCGUCAUCCGACUCGCCCCUCGCUGAACUACAGAAGAGGGGCGCAGUCAAGGAAUUCAUCACAGUGUACUUUGAGCUUCGCUUUUACACACAAACCCACGAGAUUCAGACAACUAGAGACUUACUUCUGAGGGAUGCAAUCAAACCCAUCCUGGCAACGGCCGAAAUCGACUUGCGAGGCAUCGACAUCUUCAUAGAAUCCUCAACAUCGCCGACGCCUCUAGACUUUCCAACAUACCCCUUGAGUGGGAGGCACCUCCAUGUCAGAGCUAAAGCAGGCAAGAACUCCAAAGCUGUGAUCAGCCCAAGUUUUGCCCAGAAGACCAUGGAAGAUGGAGAGGAGAAGGAAGAUUCGGGGGAACCCUUUAUUGCGACAAUCCCGAUGCGGAAGGAUAUGUCUAAAUUCCUGGGCGUGGAACAGAAGGAGAUCCAGCCGACACCAAGACAAUCCACACAGACUCUUGAGAGAAAGAAGGAUCUUACUAAACUCCUGGGAAUUAAUCAACCCGAUCCUAUUCCAAACUCUAAGGGAAACCGUCGGACGUCCGUCGCAACUGGUCAGCCCGUCACCAUCAAAGACCCAGCCAAGGAGAAGGUGGACCCUAAGUUCCUCAAGUUGAAGCAGACUCUGGAUGACUUUAUGAUCAACGGUCUGCCCGACUUCCCAGCACUCCUGACCUUUACUACAAAGAGAGAAGACGAUGAAGAAUGUUUCCAAUUUGAGGAAUCUUGGAGGGCGAUGGGAGACGAAGAGACGGUCAGCCAGUUGACCAAGAAGCAGACGGACCAACAAGAAGCCAUCUGGGAAAUCAUUAAAACCGAAGUGGGCUACAUCAAAAACAUCCGCAUCAUGGUGGAUUUUUAUCUGUGCACUCUGAUUAACCUCCAAGCGUCUGCCAUGCUGAAUCAGAUCGAGACUGAGAAGAUCUUCAGCAACAUCUCUGCCAUCGAGAAGCUCCACACCAGAUUCUGGAAGGAGAAGCUGUCCAAUGUCGUCACGAAGGCACGGGCGGAGAAGAGGAUACCAUCUGCCACUGACUUGGCAGAGGCCUUCGAAGGGUUUGCAGAUCUCUUUGCGCCGUACAUCAAGUUCUGCACUGACGAGCACGAGUGCAUGAAGUAUCUGAGGGAACGGACCAAAGACAACGAGAUGCUCCGGUUCUUCAUUGAGUGGGCCGAGAGACACCCGAACAGUCAACGACGCAAGCUGCAAGAUCUCCUGGUCUACCCAAUGCAGCGCAUCACCAAGUACCCUCUCCUCCUGAUAGCUGUUGAGAAGAAGACCCUCGAAGAAGGUGAAAAUGCAGUGGUCUCCACUAGGAUAUCGGAGGUGAAGGAGUUUGUGAUGCGGGUGAACCAUGAGCUAAGACAGGAGCAGGAGAGGCAGACGAUGGAAGACACUAUCGAUCAUAUAGAAUCCUUCGAAGCCGUCAGUGUGCCAAGUGGAUGCGAGGAGUUGGCAAAGCUUGUAGACGAGCAUGCGACCCUCGACCUACUUGGCAGUAUGCCAAAUGCCCCGCCCGCCCAAGCCCGCUGGCUUCACAUGAAGGGGGCCUUCAAAAUGCGCGACGCCGACAACCGAUUCGAUGCCUACGGGUUUCUCUUCACGGACAUGUUUGUCCUGGCCAAGCCCAAGAAGGGGGAGAAUUACAAGAUCAUCAAACCGCCGAUGCGCGUGGACAUGAUCCGAACGCAGGAGCUCAAGGACGGAAGUGGUUUUGCCCUGGUGCAUGUGGAUGAGUAUAACUGUGCAGUGUACGGCUGCGUUCUGUCUGCGGCAAACACCCAGGAAUGGUUGCAUAAAAUGGAAACAGCACGGGAGCUCUAUGAGAACAUGUGCAGCUUCGAACUCAACUACCACAAUAGAAAGGAGGUGGAUGAUGGUUCUGGUGAGCCUCCAACGUCCCCGGAGGCCAUGGUCUUCUCCAUGCAGAACACAGCCUUCCCACUCAUAGUCGACAAUAACUCCCCCUACUCCAGCCCUCUCAACUCGCCUAGGCUAAAAGACCGCCGUAUGCUGUCGCCCCUGAGCAUGUCAAUACAAGGGGGAUCCCAGAGCUCGCUGAACACAGCAGGAGGGGUUUCCCCAGUACCCGAAGAAGACACGGAGGAAGGGGAAGAGGGUAAAGAUGAUGCCUCGAGUGAGGUGCAUCAGGUAUCUAGCCCAGGCGCCGCUGAAGUAGGUAUUGACGGUGGCUCGCCUGCAGACAAACUCAACUCUCUGAGUGACCAAGGCAGAAGCACCUUCCCUCCUUCCAAACGCCAGUCUCAGAAUGGGGACAAAGUGCAGAAUUCGGUUCCCACGGUAGCAUCAGGUGAAACCAACGGAGGUUCACCAACCAAGACGCAGACAAAGAGCAACCAACGGAGACCAGCUAACCUGACGUUACCUCCAACUCACCCUCAGCCCACUUCUCCAGUGUCGCCCAAUAACACCACCAUCAUGGCCUUCGAAUCAGACGAUGAUGAGCCAUCGGAACCAAUGUGCCCUAUGCCACUUUCAGUUGCUCCCAGUUCACCCCGAAAGAUCUCCCUACAGCAACCCCCCAUGUAUCCUGUCAAUAAAUCACCGAAUAGAACCAGACGGAAAACCACGACCGCACUCGGGAACAAUAAGAAACAGAACGGAGAAGAGACCAAAUCCAAGGGCAAAUUUAGCAAACUGCUUAAUAAAAAGAAGUCUGCUCCCAGUAAGAUAUAAGCAGAACAACAAGGGGUCAAAAACUGCAAAUUAAUAAAAAAAAAAAAAUAGUCCACUGGUUCUGUCAGAAAUUUUCAAACUGAAAAACAAAGACCCAAAACUCAACGCCAUCCAUUUCGUUUUCAGGAACCAGAUGUGAGGCACGUCUACUUUUGAUGUAUGCAGCUUUUUGUCAUGGGUAUUGUUAAGUAUUGUUUCUUUAUGAUAAGGGAAUGUCUCAAAAGUUGGAACGCUUUGAACGUUCCAACAGGGAACAAACGUGUGUUUCCGCGUGGCAAUGUUGGACUAUGCGCAUGCACGCUUAUUCGGGAAUAGCCUUUCGUCAACGCGUGUCUACCCGGAUUCUGGCACAAAAAAAGACCACCUUCACCAUCCCGUUGAGCUAAUCUUUAUUCAUUUCUAAUAAAUAUGAAUCAUGCAUAUAUGCGGAUAUAUGAACCAAUAGCCACAAACAAGCCAUUUUUUGACGGUGAUGCCACGCUCCCGCGCGCGCCGCACUAUCUUGGAAACAAGACGCGCAGGCAUUUUAGUCAGUAUUUACAACAUGUAAUGCUUUAUGCAUAACAAUUUCUCUACCAAAUCGGUAGA
Messenger RNA from Patiria miniata (bat star), 4168 nucleotides. RefSeq names its product pleckstrin homology domain-containing family G member 5-like. NCBI's taxonomy places the organism in Eukaryota, Metazoa, Echinodermata, Asteroidea, Valvatida, Asterinidae. Bases 461 to 3580 code for a protein of 1039 amino acids. Gene Ontology annotation, biological process: Rho protein signal transduction; endothelial cell migration. The record is from RefSeq and is a predicted model, not a curated record. Gene Ontology annotation, molecular function: guanyl-nucleotide exchange factor activity. Gene Ontology annotation, cellular component: endocytic vesicle; plasma membrane; axon. The transcript has 20 exons.